Messenger RNA from Zophobas morio, 477 nucleotides. Its product is annotated as cytochrome c oxidase assembly protein COX19. The transcript has a single exon. Gene Ontology annotation, cellular component: mitochondrial intermembrane space. Bases 128 to 373 code for a protein of 81 amino acids. The record is from RefSeq and is a predicted model, not a curated record. NCBI's taxonomy places the organism in Eukaryota, Metazoa, Arthropoda, Insecta, Coleoptera, Tenebrionidae. Gene Ontology annotation, biological process: mitochondrial respiratory chain complex IV assembly.
GUGAUGUGUGAUGUCAUUUUUUUUUUAGAAAUAACAACAGAGUUUUGUUUUUAGGUUAACUUAUAAAAUAGAAAUUACGAUCUCGUUUUUAUUUGUAUAGUCGGAUUCGUCUAUAACAAAACCGUUCAUGUCGUCUAUGACCUUUGGCCAAAAAACCUUCACUCCGACUCCUCCAGAUAAAGGAAGUUUUCCGCUAGAUCACGAAGGUAUCUGUCGGAAAUUAAUGAUUAAAUAUAUGAAGUGCCUAAAUGUAAAUAACAACGACAAUUCAGCGUGCAGAAGUGAAGCUCGUGAAUACCUAGCUUGUCGUAUGGACAAUAAUCUUAUGGUGAAAGAAGACUGGAGAAAACUAGGUUUAGAGUCAGAGAAUUAAGUGUUGAAAUGGUGAACAUUCUUGUGGGUUGUACUGGCAGUGUAGCCACAAUAAAGUUACCCCUUUUAGUAAAUGGUUUAAUAGGUCUAAAUCCGGAGAUAAGA